Messenger RNA from Encephalitozoon intestinalis ATCC 50506, 594 nucleotides. RefSeq names its product Rab5-like GTPase. The transcript has a single exon. NCBI's taxonomy places the organism in Eukaryota, Fungi, Microsporidia, Unikaryonidae. The coding region runs from base 1 to 594 and encodes 197 amino acids. The record is from RefSeq and is a predicted model, not a curated record. Gene Ontology annotation, molecular function: GTPase activity; GTP binding.
AUGCCUGGCAUCAAGGAGGAUAUGAAGACCUAUACAUUCAAGAUGGUGGUUCUUGGAUACUAUUCGGUGGGUAAGAGCAGCUUGGUGCUCAAGUAUGUCAAGGGGGAGUUCAAUCCAAAUGAGGAGAGUACCAUAGGUGCAUCGUUCUUAACAAAAACUGUUUUUACUCCUGAAGGAAGCAUCAAGUUCGAAAUAUGGGACACUGCAGGCCAGGAAAGAUACAACAGCCUGAUUCCGAUGUAUUACCGUGGGGCGCAGGUGGCCCUGAUAGUUUAUGAUAUAACUUCUGUGGAAAGCUUCGAAACUGCAAAGAGAUGGGUUGAAGAGCUUAGCUUUGAGAAGCCAAGGGAGUUCAUCAAGGUUCUGAUUGGAAAUAAGUCCGAUCUAGAGGAAGACCGAAAAGUAGAGUUCCAGCAGGGAAAGGAAUAUGCAGAUAGUCAAAACCUUCUAUUCUUCGAGUCGAGUGCAAAGACAGGAAAAAACAUAGCCGAGAUAUUUAAUGCAAUUGCAGAGAAAGUUCCAAAAGAGGAGGUCAAGAAAAACACAAAAGGAUUUAGGCUGAGAGAUGAUUACAUAAAAUACCUUUGCUGCUGA